AUGGACGGCGACUGGGGCACGAAGGUUGACAGCCAGGAGGAUUUUUUGAAAGAGGGCAGGAGUUUCAAUAUAUUUGGAGGCGACGAUAUUGGGCUCAAUUUUGAUCUGGGCGAUUUUGAAAGUGGUGAGCCCGAUCUCGGUGUGAUGAGCAAUGAUUUUGAUACUUAUAUUCUGGAUAAUUUUUUGAACGAUGGAGGAGAUGCUGGGCAUGUAGGUAAGGUGGCAGAAGUAGAGGAUCUAGAGAUAGCAGAUAUUUGUGGAACCAAUAACGAUAAGGGAGCACAUAUACAGCCACAAUCGCAGUCGCACUCGCAAACGUUAUCGCACUCGCAAUCACAGCAACAAGCACAAAUACAGCCGCAGCCGCAACUGUUUAAUGAUAGGGCGUCGCUUGAUCUGUUAUCGUCUCCGCUGGGCGAGGCUCUGUGGAAGCAGCAGGAGGAGCUGCGGGAGGCGCUACGUAUACAGCAGGAGCUCAAUGCCCAGGUAGUUCAGAAGCUUGAUAAAACUGUUGAGCAGCAGGAGCAACUGCAGCGCGUGCUGCAGCAGCAAAAACAGCGCGCAUCGAGGGCGGACUACUCCUUAUCGCCUGCGCUGAGCGAUGCUGGAGCGGAUAAAGGCAACUACAUGGAUUACCUAAUGGCCGAUGGUGUUGAUCGUGCUGAUCGUGCUGAUAGUGGUGAUAGUGGUGAAAAUGCUGGUGGAUCUGGAUCUGGAUCUAGUAGCCAUUGUCGGGACAACAAGCACAAUGGCUCGCCAGUGAAGCGUGGGAAGUACGGGACGAACGGGAAGUACGGGACGAACGUACGAGUGAAGCUAGAUUUCGAGGAUGUAGUUAGUAAUGGUGCUGUGAACGGCGGCCAGCACUUAUCGGUGCUGUCCCCACAGAGCAGCAACAAGCUGAAUAUUAAGAAGGCUGCGCACCGGGCAGUUCCGUACACGCCCAAGUCUCGAGUGAGCUCGAUGACGUAUACGCCGUCGACGUUAUUGACACCUCAGCCGAACAAUGGCGCGGGGAAGUUUGACAAUGUGACGAUCUCGCCUGAGUCUGUGACAAUGUCUCCAGUGAUAGGGCUUGGGAUACACAGUGGUGCCGAUGCGGGAUUUUCGUUGAAGCCACCGCCAAUGGAUAUACUGCCCACGAUUCCCGGGUCCACGAGUGCUACGCCUGCGAAGCAAGGCAAUGGGCAAGCCCGAGGGUACUCUGGGCCUUCUGUCGGACUAUCAGCGGGGCCAACCCGUGCCAACGAUGGGUUUGAUAAGCUGGGAUCGGCGGAGGAUCUUCUGUUGGAAUACCCGGUAAAUCCCUCGCUGUCCCCGGAAGAGCUGGCGCCUGAAGUAGGCGGAGCGGGAGACGAGUACUCGCAGGGCCAGUUUCAGCUGGAGCGCACUGAGACCACGCUGUUACCGCCGGAGAUGUCCAGUCCCGUUCGGUACAGCGGUGCGAGUUCGUUGAAUGUCUCACCUGUGCUGAAGAGCCGGCAUGUGAAGAUGUCGCAGCCGGGGUCGCCAGUCCGGCUGACAUUGGGCCGCAGCUACCUUGACACUGACGAGGCGAGCGACGAAGACGAGAUUCUCAGCAGUCCUACGAAGAUUACGAGGAAGCUGACGACGCUUCCGCGCGGGAGCAUUGAUGUCUAUGUCAAGGAGCUUCCCGACCGGAUGUACGAGUGUUUGUAUCCGCAGUGUGGGAAGACGUUCAAGCGUCGGUACAACAUCCGGUCGCAUAUUCAGACGCACCUGGAGGACAGGCCCUACAGGUGCGACUAUGAUGGCUGCGACAAGGCCUUUGUUCGGAACCACGAUCUGGUACGGCACAAGAAGACGCACCAGGAGAAGAGCUACGCGUGCCCCUGUGGCAAGAUGUUCAACCGUGAGGAUGCGCUGGCGGUACACCGGAGUCGGAUGAUCUGCAUCGGAGGCAAGAAGUACGCGAACGUUGUGAUCAAGCGCUCGCCCAGAAAGCGCGGCAGGCCCAGAAAGGAAGAAGGCAGCCCUGUCAAGGAGAGCAUACGCCGAGACAGUCAGGGCCAGCUCAUCACCCGCAUGGAGAGGCAAUUGGCCCAAUAG
This is a messenger RNA of Nakaseomyces glabratus, 2070 nucleotides long. RefSeq names its product DNA-binding transcription factor SWI5 (gene SWI5). Gene Ontology annotation, biological process: regulation of transcription by RNA polymerase II. The record is from RefSeq and is a predicted model, not a curated record. Gene Ontology annotation, cellular component: nucleus. Gene Ontology annotation, molecular function: DNA-binding transcription factor activity, RNA polymerase II-specific; RNA polymerase II cis-regulatory region sequence-specific DNA binding. NCBI's taxonomy places the organism in Eukaryota, Fungi, Ascomycota, Saccharomycetes, Saccharomycetales, Saccharomycetaceae.